AUGUCGCUCACCACAGUAUUCCUAGGAAACCUUCCUGACAGGGUUCAAACUUCAGAGAUCGAUCAGUGCCUAUCCGCGUAUGGGAACAUUUCUACUAUCACGCGAAAGACUGGUGGUCAGUCUCCUUGGCAUCUAAGUCCCUUGUGCAACACGAAUGUCCUGACACCUUUGUUCUCGAAGGCUGCACAUAAUGUCGUGAAAGCAUUUCACCGUAAACGCUUCCUUGGCCUCAAUAUAUUCACCCUAGAAACGGACUUGAUCCGAUUUGGUGCUCAGUUUGGUGGGGAUGUAGUAGGUUGCACCAUUGGCUACCGAGAAGGGACUAUCACGUACGCCAAUCAGGAAGAUGCACUCAACGCUGAACGAUGGCUGGCCGGUCUCAACCUGCACGGCAGCGUCCUUCGGCUCCGACGAACACUCGGCAAGCCGCCCUCCACCCCUCAUGACCAACAAGAUGAUGCCCCUUUCAUGCACAAACUACUCGGCGCGGAUGUGACCACCGCAUACAUCUCCUCGCUCCUCGCCAUCUUGAAGACUGAAACGAUCUCGUGA
Epithele typhae is the source of this 552-nucleotide messenger RNA. RefSeq lists its product as uncharacterized. Gene Ontology annotation, molecular function: nucleic acid binding. Bases 1 to 552 code for a protein of 183 amino acids. The record is from RefSeq and is a predicted model, not a curated record. The transcript has 9 exons. Lineage: Eukaryota; Fungi; Basidiomycota; Agaricomycetes; Polyporales; Epitheliaceae.